AUGCUGCUCGCAGUGACCCUGGCCGCCGCGCUGGUGCCACUGCCGUCCACGACUGUGCCGCUGCAGACGUUGGCCGCUGCAGCACCACCACUCUUGCGCUGCACGCUCCCGGAGAUGGCUGCAAAGCUCCCGAGACGCAUGGCCACUCGGCUCCCGAGACGGAUCGUCUUCAGGCCGCGCCGGCUUGCGCCGCACGAGCUGGCGCUCGCGGUGCUCCUCGAUGUCGAGCUGACCAACGCGAUCGUGGCGCGUGCGCGGAAGCAGAAGAGCCUCGGCCAGGCGGAGCACUGCAUGGCGGUCUACGUCAACGCGCCGUUGGCGGAGAAGGCUGAGGUGCUGGAGCGGUGGGCGAGGCUCGUGCUCGACAAUGUAGAGGUGGGCGCGAUUGCGGAGGACGCAGCGAGCGCGACGAUCAGCGACAGCGGCUCUGGACUGGUUCAGCUCGUGUUUGACAGGAGCAAGUACCCGAGCCCGCGGGAGGAGGCCGAGGCGGCGCUGGGCAUGGCCGCCAAGCUGCGCAGGCAGCAGGCCAAGGUGGACUCGCUACGGCACCGCAACGAGGGCGCGGCGGCCGCGCUGGCAGGCUGGCAGAAGCGCGUGCGCAUCGCUGCGGCGCGCGGGGAGGCGGAGGCGCUGCGAGCGCUGCGCGUCAAGCUGCUGCGCUCGAGCAAGCAGCUGGGACUCCGCCACGCCAAGAUAGCAGAGUUUGGCCAGAAUGACGAGUGGGAGAACACGCUCGGCAUCUGA
Emiliania huxleyi CCMP1516 is the source of this 747-nucleotide messenger RNA. RefSeq lists its product as hypothetical. The record is from RefSeq and is a predicted model, not a curated record. The transcript has a single exon. Bases 1 to 747 code for a protein of 248 amino acids. NCBI's taxonomy places the organism in Eukaryota, Haptophyta, Isochrysidales, Noelaerhabdaceae.